Molecule: messenger RNA, 5028 nt
Organism: Scatophagus argus
Lineage: Eukaryota; Metazoa; Chordata; Actinopteri; Scatophagidae
Exons: 17
Coding region: 309-4067 (1252 amino acids)
Source: RefSeq, a predicted model, not a curated record
CAAAUAUCUUUUAGUUCCUUCAAACAAACUGCAUCAGAGUUUUUGUGCAUCUCUGAGUUAGAUUGUCAAGACUAAAAAUCUGUGCUAUACCUAAUGGUAGAAACAAAACCUACGAGAGAUAUUUUUUACUUUUGACGUUUGACAUUAACCACACAAAAAGAGAAGAAGCCGAAAAGAAGAAGGAAGAGUCAUUUAGAGACAUUCAGUGUGGACAGCAGGAAGGAGAACAAGGCACAAAGAGUGUUUGUGCCUCACAAAGAAAAAAUUUUGAUUUGAUCCUGUGGAGGAAGAGACUCAGUCGAAUCAGGAUGUUUGUUCUCAUCUGGCUGACUCUGCUGGUCCCUGUGGGAAGAGGAAUGUACUGUUCAAAUGGAUUCUGCAUCAGUCUUAAUGAAGAAGACAUAACAGCAGAGGCUGGACUCUGUGCUUUGAUACCUUGUUCUUUCACUACUCCCUAUAAUUCUUUGGCCCAAAAUAUAGUUUGGUCCAAAUGUGAACCAUAUAAACAAAGAUGUGGUGAUUCAGACAUGAUAUUCCACUCUAACAAAAACAACAGAAAAAUUCAGCCUGCAUUCAGAGGACGAGUGUCAUUGCUGGAGCCUGACGUGAAUCAGAAAAACUGCAGCAUCAUCGUCAAUGACCUGACUAAGUCAGACUCUGGAUUAUAUCAGCUCAGACUUAAUGGUUGGGUGAAUUAUAAACAAGAUGGAUAUACAUUCUCUCAAAGAGCAUCUGUCUCCGUUAAAGAUCUGGUCCAGAAGCCCACAGUGGUGAUUCCUCCUCUGACGGCGGGACAGCAGACCACCCUGACCUGCACUGCUCCUGGUCUCUGCUCUGGAUCUUACCCUCAGAUCACCUGGACGUGGGGAGGAGCAGGAGAGAACGACUCUCACAUCGGGGACAACAUCACUGUUUUCAACACAGAGAAUGUGACUGCUGUCACACAGAGACACAGCUCCACUUUGACCUUCAACACUUCAGUCGAGCACCACGGCACCAGUGUCACCUGUAAGGUCAGCUUCGCCAACAGCAUCACUACAGAGGAGACGGUGACCCUGAACGUGAGCUUGUCUCCAAAGAUCUUAAACUCUGGAUGUGAGGUUCAGUCGGAGGUCCUGGCCUGUGUGUGUGUCAGUGAGGCGUUUCCUUUGCCCAUCAUCAAAUGGCCGCUGUUGGAGAGCCACACUGAGUACUCUGCUACCACCACCGUGUCGAAGCACACAGUCACCAGUACGGUCACCCUAACCAUCAAAGACCACAGCAACACUACUGUUGAGUGUGUCAGCAGCAAUGAAGUUGGGGAAGUGCAACAGAUCAUCAACAUUGUCUCAGCUUCUGACAGUCAAGAAGGUCCCGUGCAGCAGCGUGGACCUUGCAGCACGGUGCUUCCGUGGACCAUCGCUGCGGUAUCUCUCGCUGUGAAUGUUAUCUGCAUAAUCUGCACGAUGCUCCUUUGGUACGUUUCUAAGGCCACAUCGUAUUUUGCUGUAAAGCCUCUGCCAACGCAGUGGAGACACAUUGGACAACACGCAUCACGUCUCACUCUUUCUUCUGUCCGAAGGAACACAAGGAGGAAGGUGAAAACAAAUGGAGAGGACAGAACUUACAUGUCGCUGCAGAAGACAAACCGCUCGCCAGAGUACGAUGUUAUUGGACAACAUCUGAACAAGAGGAGAACUGUCGCCCAGAAGGGUCCGGUGAUACUUCCUCAAACCUUGUUGCACAAAGGAGGAAAUAAAAAAGUGAUGACAGGAGCGGUCAGCUCAGACCAGAAACACUUUAGAGAGACGAGAGAAGGAGAACGAGACCGAAAGAGAGGUCCAGACUGUCUCGGACACCAGAUCAGGAUGUUUGCUCUCAUCUGGGUGGCUCUUGCUUUCUUUUUGAACACAGGUUCAGUGCAAGGAGGAAUUUACUGUUCAAAUGGAUUCUGCAUCAGACUUAAUGAAGAAGACAUAACAGCAGAGGCUGGACUCUGUGCUUUGAUACCUUGUUCUUUCACUACUCCUUAUUACUUUUUGGCCCAAAAUAUAGUUUGGUCCAAAUGUGAACCAUAUCAACAAAGAUGUGGUGAUUCAGACAUGAUAUUCCACUCUAACAAAAACAAUAGAAAAAUUCAGCCUGCAUUCAGAGGACGAGUGUCAUUGCUGGAGCCUGACGUGAGUCAGAACAACUGCAGCAUCAUCGUCAAUGACCUGACUAAGUCAGACUCUGGAUUAUAUCAGCUCAGACUUAAUGGUUGGGUGAAUUAUAAACAAGAUGGAUAUACAUUCUCUCAAAGAGCAACUGUCUCCGUUAAAGAUCUGGUCCAGAAGCCCACAGUGGUGAUUCCUCCUCUGACGGCGGGACAGCAGACCACCCUGACCUGCACUGCUCCUGGUCUCUGCUCUGGAUCUUACCCUCAGAUCACCUGGACGUGGGGAGGAGCAGGAGAGAACGACUCUCACAUCGGGGACAACAUCACUGUUUUCAACACAGAGAAUGUGAAUGCUGUCACACAGAGACACAGCUCCACUUUGACCUUCAACACUUCAGCCGAGCACCACGGCACCAGUGUCACCUGUAAGGUCAGCUUCGCCAACGGCAUCACUACAGAGGAGACGGUGACCCUGAGCGUGAACUAUGUGAAGGAAGUUAAAAUCUCUGGGAAUCCAAGUAUGAAGGAGGGUGAGACUCUGAAUCUCACCUGCAGUGUUGAAAGUUUCCCUCCCUCUCUCAUCACAUGGACGAAAUUACAUGACAAAAACAUGCAAAACGGAACAGAAACUAAUCUGCGGAACGACACUUUGACCGACCUGCAGAACGACACCGGAACCCUCCCGCAGGAAGGGACUGGAACGUUUUCCCUUUCUAACAUGACGGCAGCAGAUUCUGGACAGUACGUCUGCACGGCAAAAUAUCUAAACAACACCCUGAUGGAAAAAGCUAAUGUGACGGUGAUAUACAUGAGGAAACCUGUUAUUGCUGGUGACACAGCUGUUGUGGAGGGAGACACUCUGAAUCUGACCUGCAGUGUUGAAAGUUUUCCCCCAUCUUAUGUCACAUGGACUGCACUUGACCCCAACACAAACCUGCACAAUGAACCGAGCGCUGAUGUGCGCAGCGACACUGGAUCAGCCACACUUUUGAUGCACAAAGUGACGAGAGAACGUUCCGGACGCUACAUCUGCACAGUGCAACACAUGGACAUGACUCUGACUGUAUUUGCUGAUGUAACUGUGACACUGUUUCCAAAGAUCUCAAAAAACUCUGGAUGUGAAGUUCAGUCGGAGGUCCUGACGUGUACGUGCAUCAGUGAGGGAUUACCUUCACCCACCAUCAAAUGGCCGCUGUUAGAGAGCCACACUGAGUAUUGCGUAAUCACCACAGUGUCAAACCACACAGUUAACAGUACAGUCACCCUAAAUGUGAAAGACCAUAGCAACACUGCUGUUGAAUGUGUCAGCAGUAAUGAAAAUGGGGAAGCAAAAGAAAACCUCACCAUCACAGAAGACGUGAGAAGACAGGGUCAGGCCACAGAGUUAUCAAAAACUCUGUCAUGGCUGGAAGGCGUCAUUGGCUUUUUGAUUGGGAUCCUUCUUUCAGGAGUCAUUUUCUGUUUGGUAACAAAAUGCCGCAGGAAACAGAAGAGCUCCUGUUAUCUUGAUGCGACUCUGGAGAUGGUGGCCAGUCAAGAGGAUCCACUGAUCGAUGCUGGUCACACAGUGGAAGACAAACAGACGUACUACCAAGAGGCAGCUGAGGAAGAAGAGGGAUCUGUGGCAGCAGAGGAAGCAGCCCUUGAUCUCAAUGGGGCACCAAAAGAUGUGGAGUACGCCAGCAUUGAUUUCUCCGUGUUGAAAAGGAAGAAUCCCAGGAAGGCAGCAAAGAUGCAAGAGAGCACAGAGACGGAGUAUGCUGAAAUCAAGAAACAAGUAAAAGAGGAAAGAGAUGAAAAUUGGGGAGAGGAAGGUGAUAUGCUGGAGGGCGACGAGGAAGAGGCGAUGAGGGGGGAGGAGGAGGAGGAGGAGGAAGGGGAGGACAUGGCAGUGUACUCCAAUGUGAAGGAUAUCAUGGGUGAGAUUUGACAAAAUUUUGAAAUUCACCUUGUGGUAAACUGAAGACAGAGAGACAACUCGAGGCGACCUGGAAGAUGGACUGAAUUUUCUUCUGGGUGUAGACAGCCUGCAUCUUAUCGAUGAAAUUUGUAGAUGUAGAAUAUAUCAACCGAAUGCGUUGCAUCUGUGAAGGAAAGCCUUUUUUCAUAUUAAGGGACAACAAACAAAACAGUUGGGACAAAUCUGAAUGCAACACAAUCAAGGGACAGGAUGGCUUACAAGGAGCUGAAUACGUCUAGACUGGCUCUAUUCAUUGGCCAGUUAAGUGCUCACAUUUCAAGUGUUGGAUUUGAUUGGUUCUCCUCUGCCAAUCAAAUCAAAGAGCAGUGCUUGCCUUGAUUGACUGAUUUGGUUGAUUUGAUUGAUAUUUAUGUGUAUUCAAGACAUAAUUUAGCUCAUUACAUCUACUGCACAGGCCUCCAAAAGUAUUAUUUGUUUUAUUAAGUUCUAUUGGCUGUUAAAAUAUGCAAGAACAGUAAUGGAAAAAGUAAGAAAGUGUAAGAAGUUACAUUACCUUGAAGUAAUUAAAGUACAUUACUUAUUACUUUUUUAACCGAGUAAUUAGUAAUCUGUAACCUUUCCACUUGUGUAUGUAUGAUAUAGAUUAUUUAUAUAUACUUUUGUACAUAUUUUCUUGGCUUACUUUUAUCAUCCUAUAAACACUCAUGAAAAAGAGGGCAUCCUGCUCUCAUUGGGCCAUCCUGUAUAAAUAAAGGUUGAAUAGCAUCACCAUUUGUCCCUUUUAGUAGAGCUGCAUCAACAUUUGAUCUGUUCAAGGUCAGCAUGUAAAGGAGAAACAACUGCAGCAACCACCUAUGAUGUACAUUAUAUAGACAAAAGUAUUCAGACCUUUUCAUUAUCAAAUUCAUGUGUGGUAUGGGGCUGUUCUUCAGGGUUUGGGCUCGGCCCCUGACCUCCAGUGAAGGGAAAU